UUUGAAAAUUGUGGCGCCGACGUUUUCUAAGUAAUCCUUGUUAGUUGACCAAGAUAAUCUUAGGCCAGUCGCCACCCUAGUGCUCUUUUAGCACACCGAAUUGGCGUUAAAAACCACGAAUGUACAUUUACACGUCAUCUGCGAUAAUAACUAUUUGUAACGUUUAUUUAUUUACCCUAUAGCAAACAAAAAAACCCCCCACAAAACGCCUGUGCCUCUUUAGUUUGUAGAAAAAAAAAUAAGGUUGAAUGAGUUUUUUUUUUAAAAAUUAUUUAAUCACGCCUACAGCUAUUUACUAAACACUUCUUUGUGGUUGAAAUAAUCGGUAUUAAACCCUCUUGGAGAGAUUUAGAGACACGAGGACAGCGUUAACAAGAAAUUUCUGUUGAAGUUACCAGAAAGUCUAGUUUGAGUAGUUCUUGCUUGUUAUAUCGUAAAUAUAUCGAAUUUCAGCUGAGCACCAUCGUUUAAACUCUUCAAAUGUCUAAUUUUGGAAGAUCGUUACAACUAAUGGCUUUAGAUUGUAAUUCGUCGAUAACUAAAGGCGAAAACAAUGGAAACUUGCAUUCCCCUGUUACAAAUCUGGCGAUGAACCUAAGUGAACUUAGAACUGACAGGUCAACUCCCAAAAGACGUUUAUCGCUAAAUACCGUGGACAGUGGGCCAAUAUUAUCAGGUUGUUUUAAAGACUCUCCGACUCCGUUCUAUUCACCUUCCGAGGAAUAUAGAAUCAAACCACAGAAUCCUUCCUUUUUAAAACAGAGUUCUCUUACAAAUAGUGAAACACCUCCACUAUUUGAUGUGAAAAACCUUGAAUACGCGGGUAGUUCUUUGGAGACUGAACAAGAUGAUAGCAAUUCAAGAGACAGUGGCUUGGGUUAUGAAAAAGAAAGGGAGGACCAGUUUCAGUUUGUGCCACCCUUGGGAAUGCCACCACGUAAAGUGAAAAUGUUUGAGGACAGUUUGGACUUCCAAAUCAAUCGAAAAUUUCAUCGCUCUCUCUCCGCUCCUUUAAUAAAGAAAGAGGAUAUUGAAUUUUUGCAACGAGAUAACAGCCCCAAAAAACCAGAGAAUGAAAGAGAUGAUGGUUUCUCUGAUCAUUUGGAAACAAUGGACACAGCAGCAGAGACGGUAUCAGACAGCAUCAAAAGCCUCAUUGAAGCACCAUUAUCUUCACAAGCUCUGGAGAAUGCUGAAAACACAAACAGCUACACAUAUGGAAGUUCCUUAGACACACCAACUACUAUGCGUGUUGCAAAAUCCAUAUUCCGCACACAAUCCUUCGACAUCAGAAGGCGUUCCAUAAACAAGCGUGAUCGAAUAAAAGAUGAAAAUACACCUGUCUAUCAAAAACGGCGAAGACCAACAAAUGGAAAGGUAUCCCCAAUUUUAAAACGUUCUCACUCAGAGACAGAGGCGCAGAUCAAGGCAGCUGUUCAGAGAAUAUCACAUAAUCCAUCUUUAAUUGGAGAUGCAUCAAAGACAUACUGCUUACCAACAAUAACCGGAAAACAUGGAUAUCUGAAGUCAGUUACUCCUCAAACUGUAAAAGAAUUAUUACACGGGCACUAUGAUAAUGAAAUAAAUUCUUACUCCAUAAUAGAUUGUCGCUAUCCGUAUGAAUUUGAAGGUGGACAUAUUAAGAAAGCAGAAAAUCUUUAUGAUGAAAACAGCAUUUAUAAGAAAUUUUUAGAAAAUCCUCCAAAAAUGAGUGAUUCUGCAAAAAGAGAUAUUGUUGUAUUCCAUUGCGAAUUUUCUUCUGAAAGAGCACCAAAGUUAGCAAAAUUCCUAAGAAGCAGAGACCGAAAUGCAAAUGAAAGCUGUUAUCCUUAUCUGUAUUACCCCGAAAUUUAUAUUCUUGAUGGUGGUUACAAAGCUUUCUUCGAGAAAUGCAUGGAAUUUUGUGAACCUCAAACCUACAAGCCAAUGUUACACAGUGAUCAUUCCAGUGAUUUGAAACACUUCAGAGGAAAAUCUAAGUCAUGGGCUGGAGAAAGAACUCAUCGAAGUGGUUUACGGCAGUUAAACUUUUAGAUAUUACAGAUUCACUAAAAUAUUCAUUUUUGUGUGUGUUUGAGUGUUUGCUGAAAGAUAUAAAACGACUUAUUGGAAAAAGUA
Molecule: messenger RNA, 2118 nt
Organism: Octopus sinensis (East Asian common octopus)
Lineage: Eukaryota; Metazoa; Mollusca; Cephalopoda; Octopoda; Octopodidae
Product: M-phase inducer phosphatase 1-A-like
Exons: 15
Coding region: 481-2034 (517 amino acids)
Biological process (GO): positive regulation of G2/MI transition of meiotic cell cycle; protein dephosphorylation; positive regulation of G2/M transition of mitotic cell cycle
Cellular component (GO): nucleus; cytoplasm
Molecular function (GO): protein tyrosine phosphatase activity
Source: RefSeq, a predicted model, not a curated record